Impatiens glandulifera is the source of this 1417-nucleotide messenger RNA. Its product is annotated as F-box protein CPR1-like. The transcript has 2 exons. Gene Ontology annotation, molecular function: protein binding. Bases 161 to 1252 code for a protein of 363 amino acids. NCBI's taxonomy places the organism in Eukaryota, Viridiplantae, Streptophyta, Magnoliopsida, Ericales, Balsaminaceae. The record is from RefSeq and is a predicted model, not a curated record.
UUGGCGCCGUCUUUAAACCUAAUUCUUCUUCUUCGCUUAUUUAAACGUCAAUAGUUCUAAGUCUUCCUUCGUCAACACUUAUUCUUCUUCUUUACUUAUUUAAACAUCAAAAGUUCUAAGUCUGCCCUAGUCAACACAGCUCAAGCUCCGUCCAGAGAAGAUGUCUUUGAUUCCUAAUGAGAUUUUAACAAACAUAUUUAGCCGAUUACCUGUUAAGUCUUUGCUCCGUUUAAAGUGUUUAUCUAAAUUCUGGCUUGCACAAAUCAGUAGCCCCUCUUUCAUCAAAAUGCAUCUCACUAGUCCAGUUCAAACCAAGAACCUUUUACUCUUCCUAGAGAACCAAGAUAUCUUUCAGGUGGAUUUUGAUUCCCUCGAAGAUGGUAGCGUUGUUCAACUGGCCGAGGUCGAUUACAUUCCAUUGAUUUGUAGUCAUGCUGAAGUUGAGUUUUGCGGGUCCUGUGAUGGCUUGAUCUGUAUGGCAAAUGCUAAGAACGCUGACUAUGUUGUUUUAUGGAAUCCAUCAACGAGAGAGUGUUUUAAUCUGGAUUCCACAUGUAUUGAUAACCCUGACGAUGCCGUUUCGGAAGAGUGUAUUUAUCGACUUGGUUACGAUAAGAUCAAUGAUGAUUACAAAGUUGUGAGACUUGCGUUUUAUUUAAAAGAAUUAUUUGGAAAACCCGAUUAUGAAGUUAAGGUUUAUAGUAUGAAAACAGAUUCGUGGCAUACGUCGGAGAAGUUUCCUUAUUAUCCGAGUACGGAGAGCAUUGGAAAUUCUGUGGCUGGUGGAGCUAUGCACUGGAUAUCAGACAUGAAAUUGGACUCACAAAAUAAAAGGAUGAUUGUUGCCUUUGAUUUCAGGACAGAAAAAUAUAGAGUAAUAUCACCGCCGGAGAGUCAAGAUCCUUAUGACUGCUUGUUUUUGGAUAAUUUAGAAGGAUGUCUUUCAAUAAGUUGUUCUCGUUACCUUUCAUUGACUAUGGAUUUAUUUUUGCUGAAGGAAUAUGGUGGAGAGAAUGAACAUUGGUCGAAGUUAAUUACAUGGUCACCAACUUUUUCUUUCCAGGUUCAAUCCACUAUGGUACCUAUUGCCUAUUCAAAAUGUGGUAAGAAAGUACUAUUGAACUUGGAUGAUGAGAGACUUGGUUGGUAUAAUUUAGAAGAGAAGACAUUUGAGGAAAUUAGGAUUCAUGGUAUCGAAGAAUUUAUUGAAGCGGACAUUUGUGUGGAAAGCCUAGUCUGUAUUGAUGUUUAAGUAACUCAUAUAUUAGUAACUCUAUGAAAAAUCUUUUAGAAGAUUGGAGAAAUUGAAUAUGUGGGUAGAUUAUAAGAUAGUUUUCUUAUGAAAUUAAUGUGAUGUAUUAUUUAGAAUUUCUCUGGAUUCAAAGUUUCUUUCCACAUUUAUUGGGCUUCUACAAUA